UACACGUUAUAAGAGCCGCCGAAUCCCGUCCAGAACAUAAUCCGACCUGCUGUCAUCCUGACGGAGGGAGGCGCGCAGAGAUCCAAACAUCCAGGGCGCCGCCGGUGUCGCCUCACAAGUGGACCCUUAAAACUCUUUAUUCCGACAAUGCAGUUAGAGAACAUCCUUCCCAGCGCCAGCAUAAAUUUACCCAAAACCUUUUUCAAUCUUUCCACUACGGACAGCGCCAACACCAGCCCGAGGCCGUCCUCGCAGCUUGAAUAUCAAGAAGUGGAUCGGACGGAACCAGAGUCUGGCAGCGCCCCGAAGAAGUACCUGAGCGGGGUGGGAAACGGGAUGCUGGGUGAGGGAGAGGGGGACACUUUCGCCAAAAGCGGCCCCGAUGGGAGGAAGGGCUCCCCGGUGCUCGGUGAGGACGAGCUGGCGAGUGUCCGACGCUACGACGAACUCGGGUCCGACAGAUACUUCAUCUCGUCGUCGCAGCCCAGCACCGACAUGGCAAACCCGUGUUCCCUCUUUCCUUACGCAGGACAGAACACUGGGUCUGUGUACAGCGGCUCCAGCAGCUCCCGGUACCCGGCCUCGCUGCAUUACGGAUCUGUCCUACCACCCGCGGGCUUCUCCUCUUCGUCCAUGUGCACCGGUCGGAGCCAGUUCAGCAGCGGGGGCUACCAGUUCAGCCAGGGCCCGGGCUGUUUGUACCCCUCCUACCCAGGGACCGGGACGGGUAUCGGCUCCAUGUCGUUGCCGGGAUCCACCGCCGGAGCCAGAGCGCAGGUGUACCUAUGUAACCGACCGCUGUGGCUGAAGUUUCACAGGCACCAGACAGAGAUGAUCAUCACCAAACAGGGCAGGCGGAUGUUUCCAUUCCUCAGUUUCAACAUUACUGGACUGAACCUCACGGCUCAUUACAAUGUGUUUGUAGAAAUAGUUUUGGCUGACCCGAAUCACUGGCGCUUUCAAGGAGGAAAGUGGGUCACGUGUGGAAAAGCAGACAAUAAUAUGCAGGGUAACAAAAUGUAUGUUCAUCCUGAAUCUCCAAACACCGGUGCUCACUGGAUGAGGCAAGAAAUCUCAUUUGGCAAAUUGAAGCUCACCAACAAUAAAGGAGCCAACAACAACAACACACAGAUGAUCGUGUUGCAGUCUCUUCAUAAAUACCAACCGCGCCUGCACAUUGUGGAAGUGACAGAAGAUGGUGUGGAGGACAUGAGCAACGAGGCCAGAACUCAAACCUUCACCUUCCCUGAGAAUCAGUUUAUAGCCGUCACUGCUUACCAGAACACAGAUAUCACACAGCUGAAGAUCGAUCACAACCCAUUUGCAAAAGGCUUCCGGGACAAUUAUGACUCGAUGUAUACAGCCCCGGAGAGUGACAGGCUGACUCCGUCCCCGACAGACUCGCCUCGUUCCACCCAAAUCGUGCCAGGGGCUCGUUAUGCCAUGCAGCCUUUCUUUCAGGACCAGUUUGUCAACAAUCUGCCUCAGAACCGCUUCUACGCUGGCGAGCGGACCGUUCCCCAGACCAACAGCCUUCUGUCACCACAGAGCGAAGAUGCCAGCGCCGCCGCCUCCGCCCAGCGCUGGUUCGUCCCUCCAGUGCAACAGCCAGGCUCCAACAAGUUGGAUCUUUCGUAUGAGAACGAUUACUCCACCAGCAGCCUGCUGUCCUAUGGUAUCAAGCCCCUCUCACUGCAGACAUCCCACGCCCUCAGCUACUACCCAGACUCGGCCUUCGCCUCCAUGGCUGCAGGCUGGGGCACCAGAAGCUCUUACCAACGCAAGAUGACCACAGGCCUGCCCUGGUCUCCCCGUCCGAGCCCUCCGGCCUUCCCGGAGGACCAGCUCGGGCCUACGAAAGACAAGCUGGCAGAGGAAAGCGCGGCGCCAGCCUCAGCCUGGAUUGAGACGUCCCAUGCGCUAAAAUCAGUGGACUCUACCGACUCUGGUGUGUACUCCAUGGUGUGUAAGCGUCGCAGGAUGUCCCCUGGGGGCUCCAGCACAGAGAACUCCCCAACCAUCAAGUGUGAGGACUUAACCACGGAGGAAUACAAGGACAACCCAAAAGGCAUGGGUUAUUAUGCAUUCUACACAAGCCCCUAAGACUGUAUUUAUUCAAACUAAAUAUGAAUCUUUUGUUUGUUAUUGAGUGCUCUCCAUUCCUUGAUAAUGUCUUUUUUUUUUCUCUCUCUCUAAAGGUGCCAAAGCUUAGUGUUCCCCCCCAAGCAAGCUGCACAAGGUUAUUUUGGCAGGCCAGCCCCUCUCACAUACCUGAGCAGAAACAUAGUGAUUAUUGGUUUUGACAGCACAUGUCCCUUUUUGAUUACUUUUGUUUUAUUUUUUUUUCCCAAAGAUGUGAUUUAUCCCUCCCCACCCCCUCCUUGUGUAUUUAAGUCAUUUUGUUGUACAGUAUUUGUGCACUUUAGAAUGUGAUGUAUCUUGUAUAAAGUGUCAUCAUGGAGGUGUUAUUAAAUGGAAAAUAAAACAGCAUUUCAUAAAGAA
Molecule: messenger RNA, 2502 nt
Organism: Thalassophryne amazonica
Lineage: Eukaryota; Metazoa; Chordata; Actinopteri; Batrachoidiformes; Batrachoididae
Gene: eomesa
Product: eomesodermin homolog a
Exons: 6
Coding region: 148-2103 (651 amino acids)
Biological process (GO): positive regulation of DNA-templated transcription; regulation of transcription by RNA polymerase II; CD8-positive, alpha-beta T cell differentiation involved in immune response
Cellular component (GO): nucleus
Molecular function (GO): DNA-binding transcription factor activity, RNA polymerase II-specific; RNA polymerase II cis-regulatory region sequence-specific DNA binding
Source: RefSeq, a predicted model, not a curated record